Molecule: messenger RNA, 171 nt
Organism: Bipolaris zeicola 26-R-13
Lineage: Eukaryota; Fungi; Ascomycota; Dothideomycetes; Pleosporales; Pleosporaceae
Exons: 2
Coding region: 1-171 (56 amino acids)
Source: RefSeq, a predicted model, not a curated record
AUGGCUACGCAACGUAUCCGCAACGCUAUCACUGCCCUGCAUCCAACUAAGGAGCAGAGGAAGUUUAGUGUUCGUUUCCGGAGUGAGGCGAGCGAGGAGCGGAUAGGAAUGGUUUUGUGGUUCUUUCGGGACAAACUAGCCGUUAAUAGAGAGAUCACGGCGGUAGAGUAG